Messenger RNA from Homarus americanus (American lobster), 1482 nucleotides. RefSeq names its product myosin light chain kinase, smooth muscle-like. The record is from RefSeq and is a predicted model, not a curated record. The transcript is spliced from 3 exons. Lineage: Eukaryota; Metazoa; Arthropoda; Malacostraca; Decapoda; Nephropidae. Bases 1 to 1482 code for a protein of 493 amino acids.
AUGCCUUCUACGUCCACACUACGGCUUCUUCCGCUGUUUCAGCCUCUGAUAGAUUUGCAGCCUCUAACUUUGGGGACGAGUCACGCCAGUUACAACACCAUCUUGAAGUCGAGCACCAAAGCCUCGGCCUCCAGCCAAGACGUCAGCCAAGCCAAAGCCUCCCCGGGGUCCCCCUCGAAACAAAGCGUAGCCUCCAGUAACGAUUCUCUCACGUCGUCCUCCAGUAUGGCGACCGUCAAUUCGGCCUCGCUCAAGAGCCUGGACGACGAAGAUCCUACAGAAUUACCUCCGAGGAACGGCUCCAAAGCCGCCACGAAACCUCCAUUUCCACGAAGCUCAUCACAGCAGGCAUGCAGAACAAAGGCCUUCAUUCACCAUCACCAGCACGUAAGGAGUCCCUCGCCAGAUAACUCGGAGCGGCCACCCUCGGUGCCUUCUAGACUUCGCAAGCCACAGCUCAGCCCAACUACUACUCCUACAAAUAAUCUACCAGGCCCACACCGUUCGCGUCCUUCGGCCAAAUUAACGGCUCCUUCCGGACCUACCGGCGGCAAGGCUCCCGCGAGCAGUCCCACUUCUCCUCGAGGGGGUACUCGCUCCCCCCAAAAGAGUCCCAAAGUCACUCGUAAGGCAGCCGGUGCGGACGAACCGAAGCCUCGGCUCCCCGUCAAGAAAGGUCAGUCACCGGCUCGGAGAGUUCCCGCAUCGCCGCCGGCCACCACCAACGGCAUCAAAAGGCCCGUGCGAAACGCAGACAAAAAUUCCACGGCUUCGAGACUGCCCAGACUGGAUAAUUCCAGCGUGGCUCUUAAAAACAGCCUGAACCAAGAAGUCGCUCCUCUGCAGACGUCCUUGCUAAAACUCUCUCCCAAAAACAAGACGGUCAACGGCAAGACUCCAAACGGGACGGAUCCGCACGAUUCCCUGGACUCCGGCAGCUUCGAUCAAGAUUCAUUAGAAGAAGCAGAAGACAUCGAAGUGAUGCCUCCGGCGUCUAGAGAUGCCUUCCGCCGUUUUACGGGAGUGGUCAGUCAGUCCCUGAAGUCCUUGACGGAGAUGGCAGCGACCUGCACAGAAGCUCAGCGUUGUGGCGGCACCGCCACUCAAGACGAGGCAAAGUUCCAGGAGGCCAGAGAGGCUCUCACCAACGAAUCGAGACAGUUCGUAACGGCCUCGAAGUUAUUCGUCAAGUCGGCCACGGAAUCCGAAGACACGUUAUUGCAGUGUCUGUCUACGUGUAUAAAGCUGAUUCAGCGCAUGGUGGACGUGACCCAGCAGGUGGUGCGGCACACGACCACGCCUCUCCAGACUCAGAACGUGGUAGUGAAGGUGAGGGACGUGGCCACCACCUACCAGUCCACCGUCCGGGCGGCGCUGUCCGCGGCGGGCCGCGGGAUGGGCCAUCCUUCCACGAACACCCUCAUGACUCAGGCCACCAACCUCAGCGCUCUCAUGCACACGCUCAGUGUGUUCAGCCCGUGA